AUGGACUUUUUGUUUCAGUGCUGUCUCUAUGAGUCCCAAUUUCAAAGUAAGGCAGACUAUGUGCUGGUGAACACAUUCCAUGAACUGGAAGCCCCUGAGACGGUAAGCGCAUUGUCCUGCAAUGGUUGUCCUGCUUUGGCAGUAGGGCCUGUAUUCCUUCCCAAUUUCAUGGAAGGAAGAGAUUUAAACGGGCGCGCGAGUCUGUUCGAGCAGGACGACAACUGUCUUGAAUGGCUUGACGUCCAUCAGCCAACUUCUGUGAUAUAUGUUUCCUUCGGCAGCAUCGCCCUCAAAUCAAACGAGCAGCUGGAGGAGCUCGCAAUCGCGUUGGAGAAAAGCUAA
This is a messenger RNA of Cryptomeria japonica (Japanese cedar), 342 nucleotides long. RefSeq names its product 7-deoxyloganetin glucosyltransferase-like. The transcript has a single exon. The record is from RefSeq and is a predicted model, not a curated record. Lineage: Eukaryota; Viridiplantae; Streptophyta; Pinopsida; Cupressales; Cupressaceae. Bases 1 to 342 code for a protein of 113 amino acids.